Gavialis gangeticus (Gharial) is the source of this 2649-nucleotide messenger RNA. RefSeq names its product RPE65, retinoid isomerohydrolase (gene RPE65). The record is from RefSeq and is a predicted model, not a curated record. Bases 67 to 1668 code for a protein of 533 amino acids. The transcript has 14 exons. Gene Ontology annotation, molecular function: all-trans-retinyl-ester hydrolase, 11-cis retinol forming activity; retinol isomerase activity; beta-carotene 15,15'-dioxygenase activity. Lineage: Eukaryota; Metazoa; Chordata; Crocodylia; Gavialidae. Gene Ontology annotation, biological process: zeaxanthin biosynthetic process; retinal metabolic process.
UCAUAGCUCUGACUUCUACACUCUGCAGUUGUUUCUGGAAAGCUCAAAUCCUUGAUCAGGAAGAAAAUGUACAGCCAAGUUGAGCACCCAGCUGGUGGAUAUGUGAAGCUCUUUGAGACUGUGGAGGAAUUAUCUUCACCUGUCGUGUGUCAUGUCACAGGUAGGAUUCCCACCUGGCUCAAAGGAAGCCUGCUGAGAUGUGGACCUGGCUUAUUUGAAGUUGGUUCAGAACCAUUUUAUCAUUUGUUUGAUGGCCAAGCACUUCUUCAUAAGUUUGACUUUACAGAGGGGGAUGUCACAUACUAUCGGAGGUUUGUUCGGAGUGAUUCUUAUGUAAGAGCAAUGACUGAGAAAAGAAUUGUGAUAACAGAGUUUGGCACUUGUGCUUACCCUGAUCCAUGCAAGAAUAUAUUUUCCAGGUUUUUUUCAUACUUUAGAGGUGUGGAGAUCACUGAUAACGUUUUAGUUAACAUUUACCCUGUGGGAGAAGAUUACUAUGCCUGCACAGAAACCAACUUUAUAACCAAGAUUAACCCCAAGACUUUGGAGACCAUGAAGAAGGUGGAUCUCUGUAAAUAUGUUUCAAUCAAUGGGUUAACUGCUCAUCCCCAUAUUGAAAAGGAUGGCACAGUUUACAACAUUGGCAACUGCUUUGGAAAAAAUUUUUCAAUUGCCUAUAAUAUUGUACGGAUACCUCCACUGCAAGCAGAUAAGGAAGAUCCAAUUAAGAAGUCUGAGGUGGUUGUGCAGUUUCCUUGCAGCGACAGAUUUAAGCCCUCCUAUGUUCACAGCUUUGGAAUGACUGCAAAUUACAUAGUAUUUGUGGAAACACCAGUGAAAAUUAACCUGAUCAAGUUCCUGUCUUCCUGGAGCCUUUGGGGAGCCAACUACAUGGACUGCUUUGAGUCCAAUGAAACCAUGGGGGUCUGGAUUCAUGUAGCAGAUAAAAUUAAAGGAAAGUACCUCAAUAUCAGAUACCGGACCUCAGCCUUUAACCUCUUUCAUCACAUUAACACAUAUGAGGAUAAUGGAUUUCUUGUUGUGGAUCUCUGCACCUGGAAGGGGUUUGAGUUUGUUUACAAUUAUCUGUAUUUAGCCAAUUUACGUGGGAACUGGGAAGAAGUGAAGAAAAAGGCUGAAAAAGCCCCUCAGCCUGAAGCUCGAAGAUAUGUCCUUCCUUUAAGCUUUGACAAGGUUGACACGGGUAAGAAUUUAGUCACUUUGCCCUACACAACAGCCACAGCAACUCUGCACAGUGAUGAAACCAUCUGGUUGGAACCAGAAAUUCUUUUUGCGGGGCCCCGCCAAGCCUUCGAGUUUCCACAAAUCAAUUACAAGAAAUAUAGUGGGAAACCCUAUACAUAUGCAUAUGGCCUUGGACUGAACCACUUUGUUCCAGACAGGCUUUGUAAGCUGAAUAUUAAAACCAGAGAAACAUGGGUAUGGCAGGAACCAGAUUCAUACCCAUCAGAACCUAUCUUUGUUUCACAGCCAGGUGCCCUGGAAGAGGAUGAUGGAGUGAUUCUGAGCGUGGUCGUUAGCCCCUGCGUGGGACCCAAGCCUGCCUACUUACUGGUACUGAAUGCAAAGGAUAUGAGUGAAAUGGCCAGGGCUGAAGUGGAGAUGAACAUUUCUGUUACCUUCCAUGGGAUGUUCAAAACAGCAUGACAGCUAUCACAAGUGCCUUUAUCAUAAUUUACAUUUUUAUCUUCAAAAAGAUAGUUUCUACUUACAAACCUCAAAUACUGUUUUCCAUUGAUGCCUGGCUUUGAUUUAUAAAAUUUGCUUAUUAAGAAAUCACUUUUCUGCAUAUUUACUUAUGAUAUUUGCACAGACUUUUCCAGCUUUACACUUGGCAACAUUUUAAAAAGUGCAGCAGCAAUCAUUUGAAAAUUUAAAACAACAAAGAAGGGCUUUUAUAGAAUUAAACUCUGUGGCAGGGAACAGAAGAUACCUGAAAGAGCACCAUUAGAAUUCAAUAUAUAUUGCAGAUACAAUAAACAUUCAUGAAAUAAGCUGAAAAUUGUAGCUCCUAGUGCAUGCUUUAAGAGGAGGCAAUUUUAUAUUGUUUAGAAAUUUUCUAAUUUAAAUAAUUUCUCUUUCACUGUGUUAACAUCCUAAACUCAAAUGCUUUUCAGUGAGUCACAGUAAACUCACCAAUUUGAACAUCAUCUUUCCUGGCUGUUCUGGGGACCUGAUUCAAUCAAUGAGAGAGCAGGUCUAAGACUAAUAUUUUCUGACUUAAUAACAACCCUACUGCUGAGAACUCUAGAGGUAGAGCCUACAACAUAUAGGUAAUGUCCCUUCCCACUCUUCAGUUAAUAAUGUCCUGUCUACAGUACUGCAUCACCCGCUAGACACUAGUAUGGAAAAAAAUGGCUUCUAUCCUCUUUCCUCCUAAUUUUGGAAGCUCUCUCACAUUCAGGGUAACAAGUGGUUUGGGUAAUGGACUAAGAUCAAAAUCCAAAUUGUCCAGAAUUACAGGGACCCUCUAUACCGGGGUUGUCAACCAAGGGUAUAUAUACCCAUAGGGGUACUUGGAAAGAUCACAGAGGGUGCACGCGGCCUUUACCUAGGGGAGGUCACUGUCAGCCCCACGCAGCACAUUGCUGCUCCUCCCCACCCCCAACCCCAGCGGCUGCCACUAGA